Messenger RNA from Peronospora matthiolae, 1539 nucleotides. Lineage: Eukaryota; Oomycota; Peronosporomycetes; Peronosporales; Peronosporaceae. The record is from the annotation of a GenBank genome assembly.
AUGGCAUCUUCGAUCGUCAUUUCGAGUCUAGACCAUUCCUGGACGGAGGGCAAGUCGCCAUCUCGAACGUACCAGCCACUGGCUUCUCCAUUUAGAAGCGCAUACCCUACGGGUACACGCAAAUGCAACGACAUCUUCUGUCUGAUCCCGUUCCUAGCAGUUGUAGUGAUCACGGUCGCGUUUGCAGUCAACUACGGCAACGACUUGAUCGAUGCAACGCGACUGACAGAGCUGUCAAAAUCGUCGGGCGUCGAGCUCAUGUUGCACAUCAUCGGGUUGUCGUCUCUUGCAGCCGCCGGGAUGUCCAUCAUCUGGAUUGCUGUCAUGGUACUGUUGGCGGAGGUGCUCAUUUGGGUCACCUUCGUUACCAUCAUCGCGCUCAAUGUCGUAGCCACUAUUUUGCUCAUGCAGAAAGCUCUCGUCAGCAACUCGGGAUGGUACUGGUUAGCGGCCAUGGUCUUUGGUCUCUUAGCACUACUCGUCAUGCUGUACACGUGCUACAUCCACAAGAGGAUCAAGUUUGCUGCAGCACACCUGAAAGUGGCAGGUCACGCCGUCUUCCGACUGCCAAUGACUAUCAUAGUGGCGAUAGUCAUGGUCGGAGUGCAGAUUAGCUGGACCAUUGUAUGGGUAGUCAGCAGUCUUGGCGUCGUAUUCCACUACGGCUUCCUUCAGCUCGACGAUCUCUUGUGCACGAAAGAGCGUUGUGACCUCGAGUACGAGCCCGCUGCCAUCAUCGUGGUGCUCUGCCUUAUGCUGCUCACCUACUUCUGGAUCACUUUCGUGUUGCGCAACGUCAUUGGCGUCACGACCGCAGGGACUAUCGCUGCAUGGAAAACCGCGAAUAAUGCACCGUGUAUCACGAUUGAGGCAUGGGUACGUGCAAUGACGCUGAACCUGGGCAGUAUCUGCUUGGGCUCGCUCAUUGUAGCAAUUCUGGAGACGGUGGUAUGGCUCUUGCACAUUUUAACGUGGCUCGCUGGUCGCAGUGGUAACUGCUGCUUCGUGUGCCUCUUCUCGUGGCUAUCGCGUCUCGUUUCGAGCAUUGAGAGCUGGAUCGAGUGCUUCAACCGCUUCGCCUUCUCGUACGUCGGCUGCUAUAACUACAGCUUCGUGAGGGCAAGUCGUCACGUGUUCAAGCUGUUCGAAGCCAAGGGCUGGAGUGCUAUUGUAAACGACCACCUCAUUGGCAAUCUAUGCUGGCUCAGCAGCAUCGUCACGGGUGUUUUGACUGCCUACGUCAGUCUACAACUACUCGUCCAUGCGACUGACUCGGAGGAGCAACUCGCCGUGUUCCUACACCCUCAAGUCGUUUCAGCCUUCUUUUGCUUUGUCGCUGGCUACGGCAUCAACACUUUGGUCAUGUCUGUAAUCACUAGCGCCGUGACGACUAUUUUCGUGCUUUGGGCCGAAGAUCCAACCGGAUGGCACCUCACACGUCCUCGACAGUACGAGACGCUGUAUAAAACAUGGCUCGAGGUCUACCCGAACGAGUUCAGAACUGGAUCCGAAGUCACCCAUUGCAGAUACCACUACUAG